AUGGAGGUGGGGUUCCUGGGCCUGGGCAUUAUGGGCAAGGCAAUGGCGGCCAACCUCCUCCGCCACGGCUUCCGCGUCACCGUCUGGAACCGGACCCUCGCCAAGUGCCAAGAGCUCGCCGCGCUCGGCGCCACCGUCGGGGAGACGCCCGCCUCCGUCGUCUCCAAGUGCAGAUACACUAUCGCCAUGCUCUCCGACCCCAGCGCCGCCCUAUCAGUUGUCUUUGACAAGGAUGGCGUGCUCGAGCAGAUCGGUAGCGGGAAGGGCUAUGUGGACAUGUCCACUGUCGACGCCGCAACUUCGACCAAGAUUAGCGAGGCAGUUAAACAAAAAGGGGGAGCUUUCCUUGAAGCUCCAGUUUCAGGGAGCAAGAAGCCAGCUGAAGAUGGUCAAUUGGUCAUUCUUGCUGCAGGGGACAAGGCAUUGUAUGACGGUGUGGUUCCUGCAUUUGAUGUACUGGGGAAGAAGUCAUUCUUUCUUGGAGAGAUUGGAAAUGGGGCAAAGAUGAAGCUUGUGGUCAACAUGAUCAUGGGAAGUAUGAUGAAUGCUUUGUCCGAGGGACUCUGUUUGGCCGACAAAAGUGGAUUGAGCCCCCAAACACUUCUCGAUGUACUGGACCUUGGUGCCAUCGCAAACCCAAUGUUCAAGUUGAAGGGGCCUACAAUGGUGCAAGGCAGCUACAACCCUGCGUUUCCUCUGAAACAUCAGCAGAAGGACAUGAGGUUAGCUCUUGCCCUGGGAGAUGAGAACGCCGUCGCCAUGCCUGUCUCAGCAGCUGCCAAUGAGGCGUUCAAGAAGGCGAGGAGCCUGGGGCUGGGGGACCAGGAUUUUUCGGCGGUCUAUGAGGUAGUGAAGGGCGCGGGUGGUUCUGGAUCUGGCCAGGCGUGA
This is a messenger RNA of Miscanthus lutarioriparius, 888 nucleotides long. The record is from the annotation of a GenBank genome assembly. NCBI's taxonomy places the organism in Eukaryota, Viridiplantae, Streptophyta, Magnoliopsida, Poales, Poaceae.